AGCGAGUAACGGCAUAUGAGCGCUCGCAGAGAAAUCGCUAAUCACGAACGGCGGACGACAAAAGCCCAAGAAGAACAGAGGCAGAGGAGGAAAAAAAUAGCAGAAAAGAAAAAAAAGCAUAGAAAUCAAGCCAGAUUGCCAAAUAGAUGGGCUGGUUAAAUUAAUGCAAAAAAAAGUGCCAGACCGCUGAAAAGUGUGCUUCGUUUAUUUUUUUGACAAGUUAUUUUCGUGUGAAAAGUGAAAAGACGUGGAAAACUGUAAUCCUUAAAGAAAAGCUGUGGUAAAGCAAUGCAACAACAACAACAGCGAGCAGAGCAGCAGCAGCAACAACAAAAAGUGUAGUGGGUCGCACGCGCGACUUGUGUGUGUGAAUAAUGAAGAAGAAGCAGAAACAACAACAGCAGCAGCAGCAGCAGCAGCAGCAGAGGCAGAGCAAGGCGCCAUCUGAAGCGGAAUCGGAGGCAGGCCGCCCCGGCAGCAACAGCAACAACAACAGCAACAACAGCAAUUCGCCAGCAGCAGCAGCAACACAAAUUGCAACUGCAACUGCAGCGGCAACAGCAGCAACCAAGCGGCGACAGGCGGUAAACAGCAGCAGCAGCAGCAGCGGCGGUAGCAACAACAACCACAACAACAACAGCAACAGCAACAAGCGCUGCAUUCGCAGUCGCAGCAGCAGCAGCAGCUGCAGUAGCAGCAGCAGCAGCAGCAGCAGCAACGCUAGCCUCGGCAGCGACGCCAGCAGCAUGUCCAAAACAAGCAGCGGGAUUCCUAAUGCAGCAGCAACACAAGCAGCAGCAGUAGCAGCAGCAGCAGCAGCCGCCGCAGCAGCAGCAGCAGCCGCAGCAAAUGCAACAAAUGCCGCCAAUGCCACCGAUUUUAGUGCGUUCGAUUUUAACGAUAGUUCCGAUAAUUCUGACACGCCCCUGGUGCCACGCCCACCAUUCCUGAGCCGCGCCGCUGCAGCAGCCGCAGCAGCAGCCGCCCUCAACAUUAGCAACAAUUCGGCGGGCUCGGCGGUAACCCCCAGUCCCAAUGCCUCCGUCGGGACGUUCCGCUCAUCGCCAGCCGUGGGCGAGGAGGAGGACGAGGACGAAGAGGAUGACGACGAGGAGGACGAGGAAGAGGAGGAGGAGCAGCAGCAGCAGCAGCAGCAACAGCAACAGCAACAGCAGCAACAGCAGCAACAACAACAGCACCAACUGGCGGCAGAGCAGCAGCAGCGGGCGGCGGCAGCGGCGGCCGUAGUGGCAGCGGCGGUCAAUGCGCUGCACAAUGGCAACAAGCAGCAGCACUACAACAACAACAACAACAAUAAUAACAGUAACGGCAACAGCAAGUCACGAGAUCGCGACGAUCAUCUGCAGGCACAGCAGCAAUCGCAGCAGCCGCAGGACGAUGAGGAUGAGGACGAGGACUACGACGAUGAUGAGGAGGAGGACGAGGAGGAGCACCAGCAGCAGCAGCAGCAGCAUCAGCAGGGCAAUGGGCAUGAUCUCACGCCCACGGACCUGCGUCAUGUGAUGCCCAGCAGCAGUCACGAUCAUCAGCAGCAGCAGCAGCAGCAUGCACAGCAGCAACAUCAGCAGCAGCAGCAGCAACAGGAGCCCGCUGCCUACGAUGACGAGGGCGAGGACGAGGAUGAGGAUGACGAGGAUGAGGACGAGGUGGCCAGCAGCCACCUGGACAGCCGUGCCACCCUCUCAUCCGCCCACCUGAACAGUACCGCCGCUGCCGAGAGCAGCGGCCUCCAUAUGGCAGCUGCAGCGGCAGCAGCAGCGGCGGCGGCGGCGGCAGCGGCUGCCUCGGCCGCCAAGCUGAGUGCCCAGCUGGAGCAGCAGCAGCAGCAGCAGCAUCAGAAUGCCAAUGCCUUGGACAUGGCCACGCCCAUUGCCCCGCCACCGCCCAGUAGUUUGCUGGGCGGCAACAGCAACGCCAGCUUCUCCACCAACAACAACAGCAACCACGCCCUCAGCUCGACGCAUGGGAGCAUGGGGGCGGGCGGUCAGGGCACAAAUUGCAGCAACGAUCUAUUGGCCACCGGCGGCGGCAACUCUCGAGGCGGUUCGUCCUUGGGCAUGGGCAUGAAUUCUGCCUCACUGCAGCAACAGCAGCAGCAACAUCAGCAGCAGCACCAGCAACAGCAGCAACAUGGCGGCGGUAGCGGGGGCAGCGGCGGCAGCGGGGGAAGCAGCAGCGCGGCCAGCGAGCGGCGGAAGUACCGCCAUCAGAACUACAGCAAGAACAUCUACAUCGGCACCAAGAACGCCGAGAAGUGGGAGCACAUGCGCACCCGGCUGCAGUUCAAGAACGACGUGGAGUUCGUCGCCUACCUGCUCAACCUGGCGGAUAACGACACGGAUAGGCUAAACAACCUGCCCCCGCCCUCACCGGCGAACACGCCCACAAAAGGCUUUGACGGCAACUUCAAGCUGGAGCCGAAUCUCAGUGCCAAGGACUUUGCCGCACCGCCCGAAUCGUCGAUCAAUGGCAACGCAAGCGGAAAUGGCAAUACAAGCGGAAACGGAAAUGGCGAUUCCACCUCGGCCGCCUCCAUUCCAAUGGCCACGCCCACAGCGCCGCAACGCAAGCGUUACAAAAAGCGAGUGCAAUUCACCUCCGAGGCGCUGAAUGGUUUCGCCGGCAAGGGCAAAGGAUCGGGAUCGGGAUCGGGAGCGGGUUCGGGUGGAGCAAGUGCAGCGGGACCUGGUUUCAGCUAUGCCAAGUCCAAGAAGCAGGAGGCCAAGGCGGCAACGGCUGCCCUAAAGGCCGGAGCAGCUGCAGCAGCGGCAGCGGCGGCGGCUGCCUCCUCUGCCCUGCCCGAGGUCCUGGACUGCCGCAUCGCCGAGAAGAUCAAGAGCGAACUGGAGGCCAAUAGCAAGGAGUCCCUGCCCAAUGCCCUGUGCCUCAAGAAGGCAGCGGCGGCGGCAGCGGCAGCGGCGGCAGCAGCAGCAGCGGCCAAUGGCAGCGAGGAGGAGGACGAGGAUGAGGAUCAGCCGCCACAUCCCCAUCUCCUGCCCGUCCUGGCGCCCUCCGAUGCCGUCGAUGGUAUCACCGCCAGCAAUGGCCAGGCGGGCAACUUCCAUGUGCGUUCCAAAUCCCAGGGAUCCAAGAAAUCCCAAGCGGCCAAGGCGGCGGCAGCGGCGGCGGCGGCAGCAGCGGCAGCGGCGGCCAUGAUGCCGCCCAACUCCUAUGACGAGCACGAGGAUGAGCCCGGCGGCGUUGGCGGCAGCGGUGGCAUCGGAGGACCCGAGGACGAUGACGAGGAGGACGAGGAACUGGACGAGGAGGCCCUGGCCCGCGAAAUGAAAAUGGAGCAGAAUUUCGUGGAGGAGGAGGAUGAGCACGACAUCGCCUUCCGGUCGCAGCAAUCCUGCCGCGAAUGCUCCAUUGCCCACGAUCACAAGCUGUGCCCGCUGCGGAAUGCCUGUGGGAAUGUGACGGAUGCCGUCGAUCUGGGCGAAUGGAUCGAGCGACGCAAUCUGGAGGCCUUGGCCAAGCUGAAGGCCGAUGCCCAGCGGCAGGCGAAGCGGGCCAGCGGACGUCAGCGGCACGAGGAUGAUGACAUGGAGGAUAUGGAGGACAUGGACAUGGAUAUGGAUGAGUCGUCGCAACUGUCCGAGCUGGAGACCAAGCCACUGAUCACCUUCGCCGAGGCCUCUGUGCCGGCGGAAUUCGAGCUGCACAACGUGGAGCCCAAUGUCACCGGUGUGUUUGCCCGCACCGAGGUGAGAGCCUUCACCAAACUGGGCCCACUUAUCGGGCAGCCGGUGCAGACUGGCGAGGUGCGCGAGGGCAGCGACAUGAAGUGGAUCUUUGAGAUGUGCGAGGCCGGGGCGGACAAGUCAUAUCUGCUGUGCUGCGACAAUCCCAAUGCCUCCAAUUGGCUGAGAUUCGUGCGUCCGGCGCCGAGCUACGAGGAUCGCAAUGUCAACCUGGUGUCCAUCGAUCGGCAGGCGUACUUCGUCAGCUGCCGCGACCUGCGGAAUGGAAUGGAGCUGCUCUACUGGAGCGACGAUUGCAACACCAUGUGGCGCAAAAAGCACACGGAGAAGACGAACUGCGGCGGCUGCAACCUGAAGUUCGAGCACCCCCUGUACUACCGCACCCACUGCUCCGUCUUCCACGAUCCCUCGAUGAGCCUGACCAUCCGCAAGUACCACUGCAAGGUGUGCGGUGAGCCCGUGCUGGGCAAGGACAACAUCAUGAAGCAUGCGGCGGAGAAGCACGAGGGCAAGGGGGCGUACCAGUGCCAAUUCUGCAGCAAGUUCUUCCUGCGGCUCAACUACCUGGAGAUGCACCGGACCUACGGAUGCGCCUCGAAUCCGAAUCGAUCGCGACCCGUCUGCGACUUCUGUGGCCGGAAGUUCUGCCAGCCGCAGAAGCUGAAGGCGCACAUCAAGCGCAUGCACAGCGAUAUGGCUGAAGUUUUACGAGAUUUUCAGUGUAAAUUAUGUUCAAAACUUCUAGGAUCGCGAGCGGCAUUGCAGCGCCACUCGAAGGAGGUGCACAGCCGCAACUCGACGGUGGUGAGCUGUCCGCGGUGCCAGAAACUCUUCCAGAAUCGCAGCAAUCUCAAGAUUCACAUGCUGACCCACUCGGGUGUCAGGCCAUUCAAAUGCGCCGAACCGGAGUGCAAUGCGGCGUUCACCACCAAGCAGUGCCUGCAGUUCCAUUACAAGAAGGUGCACAACUACACCCAGGAGCAGAUGCCCAAGAUCGAGAGGAGUGUGGCCUAUACGUUCGAUGCCUAUUCGGGUGGCAUGAAGGUGGACUUUCUGGAGCAAGCACCGAGGAGGCGGCGCAAGAGCCUCGAGGACCAGAGCUCCAUGCUCAGCGGUUCGCUGCAGAGCGAUGCGGAGUUCAGCGAUGACAACCUGUUCGAGGCGAUCAAGAAGAGUGGCAAAUCGAUCAAGGACCUGUGUCGCAAUGAGCCGAAUCUCUCGCUGCUCAGCUCCAAGAUCUCCAGCAUUUUCGGUGACAAGGUGCCAUCGGCGGCGGCCUCGUUGUCCGCUUCCGUUUCCGGUGCCACCUCCUCGGGCGGUCGCAAGCGGAAGCGCAAGAAGGAGCUUAGUGCGUCGGCCCAGCAGCAGCAACAUCAUCAUCAUCAUAGCCAUCAGCAGCAGCAGCAACAUCAGCAGCAACAGCAACAGCAACAGCAGCAGCAGCAACAACAGCAGCAGCACCAUCAACAACAUGCCCAGCAACUGCAACACCAACAGCUGCAACAGCAGCAUGUACAGCAGCAGCAACAUCAGCAGCAGCAACAUCACCACCACCAGCAACACCAGCAGCUGCAUCAUGAUCCCCAGCAGCAGCAUCCGCAGUAUCAUCCCCAUCAGCUGCACGCCCACUCCUUGCCCCACCAGCAGCAGCAGCAACAGCAGCAGCAACAGCAACAACAGCAGCAGCAACAACAGCAGCAACUGCACGGCGAUCCCGAUGAGGAGGAGGUGGAGAACGCCCGGUUGGAGCAGGUGCGUCGCAAGCAGAACGCCCAGCUCAGUCUGGUGGAGUCCUUCCUGACCACCACCGCCCAGCGGCUGAGUGCCCAGCAGCAGGUGCAACAAGUGGUGGCGGCGGCGGCAGCGGUCUCGGCCAUGGCCGGAGCUGGCGAGGAUCCAGCCAAGCUGGGCCACAUGAUGGGUCACAUGGGCGUGGGUGUGGGCGUGGGCAUGGACGAGGAGGAGGACGAUGACGAGGACGACGAGGAUGGCGGCGGCGGUGGCGGUGGUGGUGGCGGUGGCUCUUCGGUCCAUCCGCAUGUCCAUGCCCACCAGGCGGCCCACCACUCCCAUGUCCAUGCGCACGCCCACCCGCACCACGCCCACUCCCAUUCGCACGCCCACCCGCACCAGCAUCCCGCCGCCCAGGGGGCGGGGCAGCAGGACUACCGCCAUGCGGCCGCCAUGAAUGCGGCUCUCGGCCAGAAUCUGGUGGUCAGCAAGGGCAGCAAGAAAUGGAUCCAGGAGGUGCAGGACUCCAGCGAGGUCGGCGGCGAGGUAGCGGGCGGUGGUGGUAGUGGUGGACCCGGUGACAGCGGCGCCUGCAGUCAACUGGUGCCCGGUGGUUCCGGUCCAGGCUCGGAUCUGGGAUUCGCUGUGCCGCCCAGUGCCGUGGAUGAGCACAGCAAGCUGCUCGGCCAGAAUCGUGACUUCCUGGCCCGCCUGAUGAGCAGCGCAAGCGCUAGCCACGCCCAUGCCCAUGCCCACGCCCAUGCCCACGCUCACGCCCAUGCCCAUGCGCACGCCCACCAAACGCAUCAGCCGCUCCAGCAGCACCAGCACAGCGCCCACAGUCGCGAGGAGGACGAGAACAGCUCCUUCCUGGACGUCGUCGAGUCGAACAACAAUGCUGCCGCCGCCGCCGCUGCCGCCGCCGCAGCUGCAGCGGCCAUGUCGCAUUAUGGUGGCGGUACGGGCGGCGGCGGCGGCGGCGGAGGUGGUGGCGGUAGUGGGGGCAGCGGUGGCGGCGGAAGUGGUGGUCAAACGCCCACGGGUCCUGCGACGGGCGGCACAGUCUCCGGCGCCGAUGAGCCCCAGAUGCAGAUGAACUCCCUCGCCCACUCGCAGUCCUUCAUGAGCUCCUUCUACAACAACGCCAACGCCCGUGUGGGCGGAGUGGGCGGCGUGGGCGUGGGCGGCGGCUCCUCAUCGGCCAGCAUGCUCGUGGAGGCGGCCCUCAAUUCCGUGGGCAAUAUGAUCGAUAGCGAGAGCAGCGACCUCAAGGUUCCCACCGACAACCACAUAAACAGCGACAGUCCGAUGAGCGCCCACGUGGAUCCCGAGUCGCAGCGCUUUGGAGCGGGCAGUGCCGGUGGAGCGGGAGCGGGAGGAGGAGGCGGUGGUGGAGGAGGAGGAGGUGGAUCCAGCGGAGGAUCCUCGGGCGGGGCGAACGGAACAGGAAUCGGCGGGGCCAUGGACAACCUGGAGAACGAGCUGAAGAUGAUGAAGAAUCUGGGCAGCUUCCCAAUGCAGAUUCCACCGCUGCCCAUGUUCCAGGGUGCCUGCAAUAUAUCGCCCAGCGCCUCGACGCCAACGAAUCCGCAGAGCAAUCAGAACCAGAACGACGUGGAUGUGGAUGCGGGCAGCACGCCCCGUCAACAGCAUCCGGACUCCGAUGGCUUCUCCUCGUCGCACCACCGAACUCCGCCAUCGCCGCCGCCCAUUUCGCCGGGACGCGAUUACGGCGGCAUGUUUGGAGCGGGCAAUGGAGGAGGCGGUGGCCCCGGAUCGAAUAGCACACCGGCGGGCAGUUCCAGCGGCGGCGGCGGUGGAGGCGGUGGCCCUGGUGGGGGUGGUGCCAACAGCAUGUCCGCCUCGUCACCCCUGCCCGCCCUCCAGCCGCAGAGGAGGAACGCGUCCAGCGUGGGCAGCACCUAUCCGGAGCAUGAGCUCAUCUCGCCCGCCUCCUCGCCGAGCAUUCCGCGCUACAACUUCAACGGCGACAUGAUGCGCCACAAGCGGGCCGCCCAGGAGCAGGAGCACCAGGAGCGCCAGCGGCAGAACAUCUCGCGCCACAACCAGAUGUCCAGCGACGAGGAGAACAGCAUCAUGCCCCAGAACAGCGCCGGCCAGGACAUGCGCAUGAAGUUCCCGCAGUCGCAGAUCGACCUGAUGUACUCCAAGUACGAGAGCAUGGCCAGCAACCUGAAGUACAACAGCCAGGAGCUGGACUCGCCGGCGGAGUACCGCCAGGCGGGCGGCGGCAACGGCGGCAAUGCGGCGGUCAGCGCGGCAGCAGCAGCGGCAGCGGCGGCCAGUGAUUUGUCCGACCUGCAGGGCCUGGACAUGAGCUCCAGAUCGAAUGCGGCGAGCAGUAACUAUCAUCACAACUUCCAGUUGCCGAGUAGUCGGUAUCAUCAUCACAUCUACGACAUUCUCUCCGAUCGCGAGCAACAGAGCCAACAGGCCCAGCAGGCGGGUGGCUCCGUGGUUGGUGGUGGUGGCGGCGGUGGUGGAGGUGGCGGAGGAGGUGGUGGCGGUGGUGGUGGUCCCGGAGGAGCCGCCUCGGUGGUCCACCAGCAGGAGCACGGCCAUGGGCAGCACCAUGCGAUGCAGCAGCACCAGCAGUCGGCGGCCGCCAUGCACAACAUGCUCAGCGAACAGCUGGGCGAGCAGGAGCACGACCAGACCACCUCGGUAGAUCUCAGCCGGACGGCCAACUAUGUGGUUUCAUCGCCGCCCCAGCUGCCCUACAACCAUCCCACGCACCACGACAUGCUGCGCAUGGCCUCGCUGGAUCUCACACCCAAUACGGCCAACAUGGCGGUGGGCAACAAUCGAUCCUUCCUCUCCUCCCAGAUGCAGCAUCAGAGUCGCGAGAGCCUGGAGCAUCAUCGCCUUCUGUCCACGGUGGAGCAGCAUCGCAUUUUGGCCGCCUCGAAUGCAGCGGAUCAGCACCGACUCCUGGUCGAUCCCACCGCCCAUCUGCUGAUGGAGCAAAACAAUCGGCUGCUGGGCACGGCGGAUCAGUCACGUCUAUUGGGCGAAUCGGCGGCGGCAGCUGCCCAAAAUCGCCACAUGGCCAGGAGCUUUGGGGCCUAUCACCAGGUGGCCUCCAGCAAUUACCAUCCAGGCGUGAGGCCACCGCCCGUCCUGCCCUCCGCCAACCACCAUGCCUCCAAUCCGUCGAACUACCAUCCCUUCCCAGCCUACUACUAAUGGGCAUCUGGCGGAGGGAUGGGAUUCCGAGUCGGAGUCGGAGUCAGCCGGGAUAAAGUGCACUUUGUGGGUUCCAACUGGAGGACAUCCGGAAUCGAGUAGCCUAAUUUAAUUUAAAGUUUAGUUUCCUUGAGAGUCCCCCCCAUUCAGUUGAUGCAGAUUCCAAAGAAUUUACAUUUUAUAAUAUAAAAUUCCAUUUGAUUUGAUAAAAUAUAAAAGGGUUUGUUAAAUACAAUUUUUUUUACAAAUAAAACUUAAAAACUAAGAGGUGACUGAACCAUUCUUAGGUUUUCAAUGCAAAUUUAAAUAUAAUCUUUGAGAUUUCGAUUUUUUGAAAGUUUUCAAUUUUAAAAACCGUUAGAAAAAGUGACACUGGACCAUUCUUAGAUUUUCAAUGCGUAUUUAAAAAUACUCGUAGUUUAUAUUUCUCAAUUUAUUACCAAAACCUUAAAAUUGUAUAAAAGUUUUCUAAAUUUUCAAAUAUUUUAAUACUCAAAAACAUUUGGAAAAGUGACACAGAAACAUUCUAAGAUUUCCAAUGCAAAUUUUAUAGCAAUCCUUGUUGAUAUUUCUCAAUUUGAAACCACAACUUUGAAACUUGUAAAAGAAUUUUUAAAUAUUUUUAAAUAUUCUAAAAAAUUUAAGAACUUCUAAGAACGUACAACAAACAACGAUUCCUUGGAAAACUGUACUCCAACUUAUGUUUAAAAUUCCCAAAAAGUCAAAAAAGUUUUUGCAUUUCACACAACUUACUAAAUCCUCUGGAACUAAAUUAAAAUUUAAAAUUUUUAUUUCGAAAUGUGUGCCAAUACGCCUAAGUGUAAAUUUUGAUUUGCUUCUCUGACAUUCGACGGCUGGCAAGUCGAUUUGUAUUUGUACACAAUAAUAUUAAAUAUGUAUAGUUGUAUAGGAAGCAUAAUUAUAAUAAAUAUAUAUAUAUAUAUAUAUAUAAAUAUAUAUAUGAGAAACCCAGAAAUGAAUGCGACAGAAAACAUAGAAAACCAUAAAAACAUAAGCCUGAUGCGAACAAUUUUUUAAACGCAAAUUCGCCGCUGAGUUUGGAUAGAAAAUGGUAAAUGAUAUAGGAAACGAUGUUGAUAAUAAUAUUUUUACACCAAGUGAAAAUAAAUGCAUAUAAACGAGUACAAAGUGUUAGAAGCGGACGGAAGCUCCAAAAUCCCCAAGUUCGGCUUUCCUAUAAAACCAGAUCCCCAUCUUCUACAUCUUCUUCGGCUAUCCCCCCAUCCCACAUCCAAAACUGCGUAUGCAAACUCAGCGAUCCAAAAAAAAACAAGAAAGGCACAACAAGAUGCACACUAUAUAUGUAAAGCAGAUAUACAUAGAUAUAAAACGCGACCGAUCAGGAACUUAGCUCAAGCAUCUUAACACUUAACGGAACGAGUCCGAAACUUCGAAGUCUUUUUUUUGUACUAUUUAAUUAUAAAUAAUACGUAUCCAGUAUGGUAUAGGGGCUAUAUAUCGAUAUAAACUACCCAUAACUGUACUAAAUGGUAUUUGUAUAACUAAGUUAUGAUUUAAUGUAAAUUAUUAAAUUUAUAUAAGAGUGCAGAAGGCGAUAAAGGAGAGGAAAUACCGCAUAAUGAAACGAGAUAAACACCACAUACCAAAAAAAAAAAAAAAAAAUAAGAUGAAAAAAAAACAAACAAAACCCAUGAUAAUAAAUAUAAACACACACACACACCCCAAAA
Messenger RNA from Drosophila subpulchrella, 10372 nucleotides. RefSeq lists its product as uncharacterized. The transcript is spliced from 11 exons. Gene Ontology annotation, biological process: regulation of transcription by RNA polymerase II. The record is from RefSeq and is a predicted model, not a curated record. Bases 375 to 8663 code for a protein of 2762 amino acids. Gene Ontology annotation, molecular function: DNA-binding transcription factor activity; RNA polymerase II cis-regulatory region sequence-specific DNA binding. NCBI's taxonomy places the organism in Eukaryota, Metazoa, Arthropoda, Insecta, Diptera, Drosophilidae.